Messenger RNA from Stylophora pistillata, 3045 nucleotides. RefSeq lists its product as uncharacterized. The record is from RefSeq and is a predicted model, not a curated record. NCBI's taxonomy places the organism in Eukaryota, Metazoa, Cnidaria, Anthozoa, Scleractinia, Pocilloporidae.
UAAAAAAUAAUUACAUAUCCAGCCAUCUUGCACGCUUGGUUAAUAACGCAUAUCAGAAGCACAUCCAUCAACCAUAUCAGCCCAUAUGGGCUCCUGCACAUAUAUAUGAUCCUCCUUCAUUGGCAGCUAAUUUCCUUCUCUUUUUACUCUGUUACGACGACUUCAAAAAUAAUAAUAAUAAUAAUAAUAAUAAUAAUAAUAAUAAUAAUAACAAUAAUAUGGUAUUUUUUGCACGAAUAUAAACAAAAAGAUCUUCAAGAUCGUUCAAACUUUACCUCAAUCAAAGCCUAGUAUUUUUCUUCUUCUCUGAGACGGCUUUCACAAUUUCGUUCGGAUUAAUCACGCAUAAAUAACGCUUGACGCCUGAGAGAGUACGUGAUUUGUGACGGAGAGUGGAUUAGAUAUGUCGUGACAAAUUCCGAGAAAGAAAUUAGAUGCCAUAUAGGCCAACUAGCACACAGAAAAGUAAAAGGUUCUUUGAAUCUUGUGUAUACCAGUGAAGAAGUCUUGCUAUCAUCUAGAAAACCUGUGAUGUUAAAAUGUCUUUCCCGCUUCCCAGGGUGACUGUUCAAGAAACAGAAUUCACAUCGGAGAAGUUCAAUGCUUGUGGUAAUAUUACCGAUAGCGACAAGAACUCGGUAGAAAAGGCUUCUCAAGUCAUCUCCGCAUCUUUUGCCGGGGUUUUCUAUUUGGUCAUGUUCUUCCAACGCAUUCUCGGCAUUUGCAUCAAGGCCUUAGUCAGAAAUUCUUCUUCACAGGGAACACUUUUCGUAUUUUUUGUGGGGGCAUUAUUUGCUUGUAUAAAUGUAAUCACAAAUAGAAAGGACCUAUAUGUAAAAUUGUGCUUCCGGCUUUUCACGGUACCUCUCAUUGGAAUAAUUUACAUGAUCUUUGGCGCCGCUCUCUUCUUUAUGAGACCUCUUGCAGGGGGAACUCUAACGACUUUGGGAAGACAACAGCCAUCGAUGGGCUUGGUAGUUUCCAUCAUAACACUUCCUCUGGUCGGCAUUGAGAUCGUGCUUCUCAUCGCGACUUUUGCCUCCAAAUCAACGGACGAGACAAAUGAACUCUUAACUACCAGUGAAUGGCGCUUAGUCAAGAUUGACAAGUCUUUAUUCCUUGCUCAAAAGGUUUGCCAGGCUCUUUGGUACCUAUAUCUGCGCAAAACAACAAUACGUCAAGACUUCGAAGAGGAUGCCCGAUUUUACUUUAGAUUAUUGUCUUUUUUCAACCUCAUCGAGUGGAUAGACUCACAAGUAGACGUAGAAAGCGACGUUCACUUGAGUGGAAUCGGCAAGGAAUUCGAUGGCUGGUUUAAUUUUUUUACCGAUUUGUACCAAGCAUUGAUCAUAGAUUAUCGCUUAUUGUGUUCAUUACUAUUCCUUGAACAUUCUAUUGAAGUUCAAAAUGGGGACGAACCGGAAGAGGAGAAUAAUAAUGGAGGAAAUAAUCAAGAUGUUGGACUGAGAAAAUGUUGUGGAUAUGUUAUUGGCUGUUUAUGCUUGAUUGCUCCCAUAUUCUGUGCAUUUUAUGAUGCAAAUGCCUUUCAUCUGGGGGGAGGUGUUAAUGCUCUUGCUGUUGUCGUCAACUUGGUAGUCGUUGUUUGUGUAGUGCGUCUCCUCUGUAAUAACAACUUGGAUGCCGAUCGUAUUCAACACAGAGAAUCUCAAGGAGUUAAAAUCAUGGUUUGCUGCUUGGGUGCUGUAGGAUUCACAUACUGGCUCAUGGAGGCGUCCAUUGCCUGCUUUUGGGCAGAGAAAAAUAGAUUAGAACGCUCGCACAUUUCUUGGACUGCCUCAAAGUUUGUUUUACGCAGCGUAACAACAGCAUUUCUUAUUGGCUUGUUUAUGAAGAUAAACGUCCGAGCUUUUCCCUCAAAAAACCCAACCAAUAGUGGAAACCAUACUCUCGUACCUAUUGUAAUGCUUGGGGUGAUUUCCAUGUUUGCUGAGGGCUUGAUUGACCUGAAGGUUGGAAAAGUAGACCAAUGUCUCAGGAACCACAUCGAAGACCAAAGCCUGAAAAUACUCUUUGAGGGAGGUCCACCGAUGUACCUUGGAUUUCUCCUUCACGUGUUCCUUUACUUUAUGGUACUAGCAACAAGACUUAGGCACAGUGCAACGUUAGAUAUUCCAUUAGAUUAACGGUAGAAGCUGAACAUAUGCGAUCAACCAUUGAGUUAGAAAUCAGAGCAAUUUUUGGCUCCAAAGCUAACCAGAUGUGAGAAGAAAGUGUGGUGUGUGUUGUUGCGAGGUCAAAGACUGCGUGAUUCAUCGCUUUUUUUUCAGAGCCUUACAGAAUUCUGGACCUGAGAGAUCGAGCUCAGGUCUCUUUGGAUGAAAUUAAUGUAUAAGCUAGCUAGAUUUUUUUCAGCACACGAGUUAAUUUUGAUCACAGUUUGUUGUUACCAUGUACGCAUUGCAGGCCUAUUAUUUUUCCCUCCCUAAUAUUGUCACGUGAGAGAGUUGUCAAAGGCAUUGUGACCGCCAUUUUGAAUUUUGUCCACUGUCUAUUAGUAUUCUCCUUGUAAAUCUUUAGACACUGUACUUAUUUGGAUACCAGAUUUACUAUUCGUUCGCUGCAUGUCAGCGAACAAAACGGUAGGUAAGUUCAUCGCAUUUUUAGAUAAAGAUUCCAGAUAUUGGAGCAGUUUAUUGACAUUUAUAUUGAUCGAUUUAGCUGUAGAAAACCGAAUCUUAUCUAGCCUAAUAGUAGGAAGCUCAGUUGUAACUAUUGGAAGUUAUAUUUACUUGUAGAAUAAAGUAUCUAUUCUUUAUCGUGGUUAGCGUUUUAAACGCUUACGCUCAACCUGCGCAGUGUUGUUAUUACAAUGAAGAACAUAAGUUCAAAGUCGCACAAUAAAAGCUUGUAACAACACAACAAGUCAUGUUACAUUUGACAUCGCGUGGAGUGGAUUGUUGAUAACGUGUGGUGGCUCUCUUCAUUUAACCCUUUAACUCCCGGAAGUGAUGAACAUGUAAUUUCUCCCUAAAAUAUCCAUGCAUUAUUAAGUUUAAGUUUUAAGUUUAGUUUAAGUUUAAUUUA